Ylistrum balloti is the source of this 6584-nucleotide messenger RNA. RefSeq names its product phytanoyl-CoA dioxygenase domain-containing protein 1 homolog. The coding region runs from base 113 to 1216 and encodes 367 amino acids. NCBI's taxonomy places the organism in Eukaryota, Metazoa, Mollusca, Bivalvia, Pectinida, Pectinidae. The transcript is spliced from 10 exons. The record is from RefSeq and is a predicted model, not a curated record.
CAUAACACUAUACUCGAACUUAAGCUGUUGCGGUUAGGGUUGACGCCAGCCGUAGUUGUCGGUGCUGCAUAGCCUGAAGGACUGUAUUUUUGACCAUCCAGAACACAUCAACAUGACUACGCAAAGGUAUCCAGGAGACACAGAUGAGGCCCAUCCUGAGAAGUUUAAUCUAGAGGCAAUGCCUUCACAGGCAAAAGAGAAGAAGCCUGGACAACUUCCAGAGGACAUGAUUAAGCAGUUUUUUACUGAGGGCUUUGUAGUGGUGGAGGAUUUCUUCAAACCAGAGGAGUUGGAGCCAUGUAAAGAUGCCAUCCGACGACUUGUUGAUGAAAUGGCUCUCAAGUUGUAUAAUGCAGGCAAAAUCAAGAAACUUUACAAUGAACAUGGUUUUUUUGAGAGGCUGAGCAUUAUUGAGAAGGAGUUUCCAGGAGCGAACAUUAUACUCCACAAGCUAGGAUCCAUGCCUUUGGAAAUCCAACAACUGUGGUCCAAUGAGAGACUGCUGAAUGUUAUAGAACAGCUGAUUGGUCCGGACAUCAUCGGACAUCCAGUGUGGAACCUCCGCACAAAGACACCUCAGAAUGAAGCCACCACAGUACCAUGGCAUCAAGAUGUUGGUUACCUUGACAACAGUUCCUACACUGUACUGCAGCCCACUGCCUGGAUUCCCUUGCUGGACACAAACGAAAACAAUGGUUGUAUGCAGAUUGCAAGCCAAGGCCACAAGACUGGUAAGAUAGCCACUCACCAAUGUUGCCACGGUGGCACUUGGUAUGUGAUGCUUGAAGAGGAGGAAAUGAAGAAAAAGUUAGACAUAGAUGUUGAUACCGACAUAGAGGUCUGCCCUAUUCCAUAUGGAGGGAUGCUUCUCUUCAACAAUAUCAUUCCACACAGAAGCCUUCCAAACAUGUCCAAACAGAUCAGAUGGAGUUUUGAUUUAAGAUGGCAAAGACCUUCGGAGCCUGUUGGAUUUUAUGGUAUCAAGGAAGGAAUACUAAUGAGGUCCUCCAAAGACCCAAAUAUGAAGAUUAAUUGGGAGGAGUUUAAUGCCUCAAACAGACAUUUAAAGGCUCAGAAAGCUGUCACUGGUCAGGAGGGUGAUGAAUUCGACGUUACCAUACAGGGACCUUGGAUGAAAAAGUGGGAAAUUGUACAUGUCAAUCAUCAUGUGAAUGCACAUCGUAAACAAGAAGCCGAGUUAGAAGACAAGGCAUAGGUCAAACUGAUGUUCUGGUAGGGAUGAAAUAGGGGCGGGGUGAGUGUGUAACAUACUCAGAUUUGUUCCAAAUGAUUUUAGAUAUUUUGAGGCAUAUUGAUAGGAGUUUUUGUUGUAUUGAAAAAUUUUAAAAGUAGCAUGCUAUGAAAAUUUUAUUGAGGAAGUAAAAGUGAUGCUUCUGGUAUGUUGAUUCACUUUUAAUUCAUGCCAUUCCUAAAGACAACAAACAGACUGGUUCACAAAUGUGAUACAAGAUUUUCACUUUCAAAACCAAUGGUUCUCAUAAGUCUUUUACUUUCUUCACAACUGACAAAGAUAGUUAAAUAGCAUAGAUGGUAAAAAUUGAUAAUUGUUCAUUAAAUUACAACUACAAAUAUAUCAUGGAGAUCUCCUGAUACGUACAUAGUGGUCAAAGGUAUUGUUUGAAGUUGACAUCAGAAAAACAGACAAAUGCAGUAGUCAGUUUACAACCAGCACAGAGACUUAAGCCAUUAUUUGAAAUAUCAAAAAGAAAAAUUUAUGUACAUGAAAGGAAUUUUAACCAAACCUCUGUAUAAAUAAUUUCAAAAUUGGUUUCUCUUUGGAAUUAGAUAUGAAAACAGAUAUAACGCCAGUGGGUAUGUGAAUUAUUUCCGGUGGAUUUAUGUGACUUCUUAAUUUGUGUACUUUACAAUACUUAAAUUGUUGGGUUGUCAGUAUUCAGAAGUUGGUUGUAAAAAAAAAAAUUCUCGAAGUCAGAUGAAGGAAAGAAGUGUUAGAAUAUGCUGUAAAAACAUAUGUAUUAUUUGUCACAGUCAAGAAAGAGAAUAAUAAAGAAUGUGAGAAUAAAUAUGUGAUAAAAAUGAAAUGUGAAACAGAAAGUUUAAAAUUCUGUAGUAAAAUGGCAUUACUUGGUAUCAGUUUUUCUGACUUUGUUGGGUCCUUAACUUGACAGAUCCUUUGCCUGAAGCAAUGUUUAGAUGCUCUGCAUGUGCCAUCCUUACUUCAAAGAGUAUUUUUACGACAUUUGUGUUGAAGAUUCACUAUACAUAUAUGUUACAUCUGUUAACACAUUUUUACUUCCUUGUGAUAUCACUGAAUAUGUAACUGUCAGUAGAAGGAUGAUUUGAAAUCGACACACAAUUUAAGAUCAGCCAUCCAACAAAGCCCUUUAAAUCCAGAUAAAAAUGAAGAACUCUUUUCAUGAAUUCCUAGAUUAAUUAACUUUGCUGUCAAUGGACUUUCAUUUCUAUAUGAAGUUAAUGAUGUACCAAAUUUUGCUUACAGUGGAAUUUUCUUUGAAAAAUGAUUUCAGACCAGAAUUAGAGGAUUUGCCAGUUUCUAGAUCAAAACGUUACCUUUUCAUCAGCAUAUUGAAUUAAUGUUAGAGUUCUUGUCAGGUAGCAGUUUAUUGAUUACAAGUCAAAUUAAUUUAUUAAAAUACAAAAUACGUACCCACCAAACUAAUGAAAAUUUGCAAUUUUAUAAAUCUUAAUAAAACUUAUUAAAAUUUGGUUUGUUAUCUGGUAUUGUUGUGAUUUUAAGAUUUCAGUGUCUUAACCAAUUUUUUAAUUUGAUUUAAUUGAAUCUUACUACCAUUCUUUGAUAUACCCAGACUAUGCAAAUUCAUACGAUACAUAAUGUCGAAAGAUAUAUUUUAUAUUUCUGUUGGUAUUUUGGUAUUCUUCUACACAAUCUUACAAGUUCUCAGGAAAUCAAUGGCUUGAUAUGUACAACAUUUUAAGCCCAGACAUCCUGGUUCAUGACUUUCCAUGAUACAUGUACCAGGAUGGAGAUUUUGUUUUGUGUUAAUGGUGGUAUACACAAAUGUACAUACACAUUUACUGAAAAUAAACUUGUCAAUUCAUUUGGACAAAUUUUAUUAUCAAUAUUCAUGAUAAAGGUUUUUUUUUCAAAUUUAUUAAGUUUUUGAUGUUCAUUAAAAAUUUGAUUUAAUUUAAACAAUAUUGACCAUGUACCUCUUUGUGGAUAAACAAAUAUUUGUAAUAAGUUUGAAUGAUGGUUUCUAAGCAACAUCCCAGACACAAACUUAUUUUACUCUGCCAGUGUCCUUUUUUAAGCAUAAUGACUUAAGUCUGGGGUUAUGUUAUUAACUUGCUAUAUACUGGUAGUACUAGCAUAUGAUUUCUGUAAUGUGCAAUAUAUAUAGGAGUAUUAUGGGUACUUUUCUUAUAGUUCACAUUGAUUAUGACUCAAUUCAUGACCUUAUGCAGCAAAAUGAUAAUUUUUUAGCAGUCGUGAUGUGUAUAGUGGUUUAACUUCUCGGGUCUAGUAUUUCACAGUUCCAGUUUUUUUCAUGAGGAAUAAAUUUUGUGUUUGUCUACAUACUGGUGUCCUUGUAUACAGGCAUAUAACAGAGAUUUCAUUACAUUUUGAUUCUCUGCUGUUUCCUUGGUAUUUAAUAUUGCGUGAUCUUCGAUGAUUGUGGAUAUAAAAAAAUUUAAAUCUGCCGCGAAUAUUAACAUCUAUACAUCACUUAUUCAUUUUGUGUAAUAAUAUUACUCGGAAAUAAUUGUUUUAUGUAACCAGUUAUACUUGUUAGUCUUGCAUAAUCAUAGUAAUUGAUUUACAUAAUUGUAUAUGUCAAAUGGGUAAUUUUGAUUUGGCUCCUUUGAGAAAGAAGCGUAAUGGUUCUUUAUUGUUCAUAUUGAACUUAUGUCAAAGUCUGCCUUCAAUAUACUGAAGAGAAUAACACAUACUUAAUUUGAUAAAGAGUAUGUUUGUGUGAUAUGUGAUUUUUUAGUAUUUUGUAGAUGAACCACUCUCUGCAGUGUUCAAGGGGAGACUAUUCCAGUUUCUAUUUGUUCUAGGAGAGUGGGGGUUUUGUUGGUGAGAUUGAGGGCUACAGGAUGAACCGUGAUAGCAUGAAGUCUGUGUGUUUCUUGACUGACACUUCUGUCUGUUUUGGGAUGGCAACUGGGCUGUUUAUGAUCUUGUACAUUAACACAAAGCAUGUGUCAGUUGUACGGUCUGAAAGUUUCUCUAGUUUAAAUUUGUCUGGUAUGUCACUGACAUUUGAGGCGUGUCUGUGUUUGUUAAUGACAAAGCAUGCUGCCUUUCAUUAUAUUUUUUCUCUUUAGUUAAUAUUGUCUGAAAAAUAUGAUUUCCAGACACCAGAAAAGAGGCCAGUGGCAGAGUUUAAGCAUUCUGACAUAUCACUAAUGUAGAAUAGAAACAAAACAGAACAGAGUUUUAAGGUAAUUUUGACAACACAGGAAAUGUGCUGAAGAUAAACAUGCUGUUCGCAAGUCAGUGGGCACUUCACUAGUGUUGGAAAUACCCUGAGGUUUCAUCUUAAUGUCCUCCACAGUGGAAUAGGAUGACUUGCUAUUCUUUAUUACUAUUCACUUUUUAAAUCUUGUGCAGUGGUCUUGUCUGGUUCUGAAAAGACUGAUAGAAAGUGUUUGAUAAGUAUGUUGUCUUCCUCACCUGGAUCAGUGCUUAACUUGCCUUCCUGUUUGAGCCAUGAAAGCUGCUGUAGUUCUUUAGAGUUAGGAUGACAAUUUUCCUCAGUUUUAUUUACAUUAUUCUUUAUUUGGAUUUUUUAACAUAAUGUAUUUUUAAUAUUGAUUAUGUUAUGUAUAUAUUUUAUAUGUAUAAUACCUGAGAAUUGGAGUAUAUUGCUAGAUAUAUCAAACAUUGUGUAUGUACACUUCCUGAAAAUUGGAGUAUGUAGAUAUCACAACAUUUUGUAUUCAUACCUGCUGAAAAUUGGAGUUUGUACAUAUCAGAACAUUUUGUAUGCAUACUUACUCAAAAUUUAAGUAUGUAGGUUUCUGAACAUGUUGAAUGCAUACUUACAUAAAAAUUGAGUUUGUAGAUAUCAGAACAUUUUGUAUGCAUACUUACAGAAAAUAGGUGAAUGUAGAUAUCGGUAUAUAUUGGUGAUUCAACUUUUUCAUUUUAAUUGUUUAUUCAAUAAGAAAGGAAAAUAAUAAGGAAAUGAAAAGUCUAUUAAAUAUGAAAUUUUCUAUUUUACAACAACAUUACAAAACAAAUUGUUUCAACUUAUAUAAAUCACUCUUGUUGGCUGGGACGUAAGCAUAAGUGGGAUCUGCCUGUGGGAGAAAUUGUAGUAGCCGGGGAAAGCCCACGUGGUCUGGCAGGUGACCUCUUUAACUUUUAAUUGUGUUUUUGUAAAUAAAUUUAACUCUAAUAGUUUAGAUGAAAGGUGAGUAUGUUACGACUGAAACAUCAGGGUUAAGGGGCUAUAUCAGGGUUAAGGGGCUAUGAGAAGUUCAUAGCCCCUGGCUAAUCAAAACACAGACAUUUUUGUGUUAAGCAUGAAACAGCACAUUGGUUUUUAAGUACAAAUAAAGUACAUGAAUGUUUGAUUUACAUUGUAAACUUCAUUUCUUCUCAAGGAAAAAUAAUUGUAAUAUGUCUGAUUACUGCUAUUUUGUAGAAAUAAUUCAUUUAUAGAUUGAACUGAAGAAUAUGUCGCAUGAAGAUUAUGUAAACUGCCAUGACGGAAAGAUUAUAAUGCCACCUUAAUGGUUUAUAUCACAGCAUUAUGUAUAGAAGAUCAUGCAGAGAGUCAAUUUGAUUUGACAGAAAUUAGACUUUGUGAUUAAUACAUAUCCUUCCUUACCUUUUGCCCCUUUGAUUUUGGGACUGAUCAAAGAAAGAAAAAGAAAAAUAGCAGCCCUUGUUUAUUUCAACUAUGAAAGUUUGUUAACACUGUGUUUAGUAAGUACUGAAGGGGUCAUUUUUAGACUUUAUCUGUAGGUCGAUUUCAUGACUGAUCGAGAAAAAUACAGUCGACCAUCAUAGUCAUAUAGUUAGAGUAAUAUUGUGAGAAGAAGCAGAAAAGAUCCAGCUUUAAAGGACAAAUAAAGGUCAAACAAUGGUGGAUGACAUGAUCCCUCUUAGAUUUCGUUUAUUCUGUCAUUUGCAAAUCCUAUAUAAAUUUAAUACAGUAAUUUUUGUUUCAAAUUUUUCCCUCUGUCAUUGUUAAUCUAUUUUUGAUAAAGCUUUAAGUUCGGAAGUUAGUUUGUAGAAAAUGUCCUUUUAUUUGAUAAUAUAUCUUUUUGUUCAGUUCAUAGAAAUAUCUCAUUUCUUGCAAAACAUCACUAUAACUACCAAAAACUCUUUUUGUACAUCUGACUUUUUCUAAUAUCUGCAAUGAUAUUACUUGAUAAAAAUGCCAUAUGUAUUCAGUGCACUUUAUAAAGUUUAGACAAUUCUACUGAAAUCUGGAGAUUUUGUCAGUUUUAUUACAACUCCUCAGCUAAUGUCUCGAAACAUUCCAGAUUUCAGCAGUUCAUUAUUGCCUGUAUGUUGUGUAUCAUGUUCAUUUACACAUUUUUAAAUAUUAUAUGUAUUUGUUUGCUUUUUCCAUAGAAAGAAAUAAAAUUGUUAAUGAUCA